Molecule: messenger RNA, 1256 nt
Organism: Branchiostoma belcheri (Belcher's lancelet)
Lineage: Eukaryota; Metazoa; Chordata; Leptocardii; Amphioxiformes; Branchiostomatidae
Product: COMM domain-containing protein 2-like
Exons: 6
Coding region: 94-693 (199 amino acids)
Source: RefSeq, a predicted model, not a curated record
CUUCCGGGUUCAAUUUUUGAGGGGAAUCGUUGCUUUUUUUUUGCAAAUUUUCUUUACGUUUUUGCUGAAUUAGUGGCGAGCAGACUCCUGAACAUGCUUCUAGUGUUAGCAGACGAGCAUAAGGAGCAUCUAGGCUUCUUGAAUGAAGUCGAGGUGGAAGUUGUGAAAGAGUUCUGUAGAAUAGCCAUGGAGUUCAUCCGGUCUGGACCAAACCCCAAACUCUACCAGUCAGCAGCACAAAAACUUGGAGUUGCAUCAGAAACAGUACAGCAUGGAGUAGAAGGACUGAUGUUCUUACUGACAGAGUCAGCUAGGUACAUGAUUUCAGAGAUAGAUUUCCAGGACUCCAUCAUGACGCUGGGGUUCAGUGAUGACCUGCGCUCGGUGCUGCUGCAGCUGUACUUGAGUAACCGUGGGGAGAUCAGGACUGUUCUGUCUGAGAUGAGCAUGGACCUGCCACACUAUCACAACCUGGAGUGGAGGCUCGAGGUCACGGUUGCUGGUAGGACUCUGAGACACCAGGUUACCCCCAGGCUUAUGAUGAAACUGCACACCCAGGACUCAGGUGAGAAGGAUGUCCAGGUGCUGCAGACAGACCCUGUCAACCUGCUGCACCUCACACAGGUGCUAGAGGGCGCUCUUUCGGAGAUGAAGUCCACCCACUGCAGACGGAUCGUCAGGAACAUAAAAUAAUAAAGUCUACAUCUAUGCUAACAAUAAGCUAAGCUAGCUACACUGUGACAUUGGUAUUUUCUAGCCGACACUCACACAUUGAACUGUAUGAUAACAAAAUAAAAUUUCCAAUGUAAAGAAUAUUGUCUUUUCUGGUUUUGACAGAUAAACAUAAUGUAAGUAAUAGGUAAGAAUUUGUCUACAAUAACAUUUCCCAUCAAAACAAGCAGAAAAGGAUUUCACAGAAACACAGAUUGUCAGGAACAUAAGUCUGCAGCUCAUGCAUUUAUUACAGAUCUCUCUAAUGAUUGUUAAAGUGAUCAGUGCUAAUUUUCAGGUACAUGAAUGUGCUUUUCUAAUUUUAGAGGCUUGAUGGUUUCAAUGUUAAGCCCUUAAUAAAGUCAUGAAAACACAGAAGUGAUUGUUCGAAUUGUUCACUGCAAUGGAUGGAUGGUAGCUCUUUAUUUGUGUAUAUGAGAACGCAUUUUGAUUUGUUCACAGAUUUACCAAUCUAGAUAUAAUAUCAGAUUGUUCUUGAUGAUACCACAAGCCUUUUUGUGGUAGAAGCCGUAGGUAUUUUAAUG